This is a messenger RNA of Aspergillus neoniger CBS 115656, 447 nucleotides long. RefSeq names its product nuclear transport factor 2 family protein. The coding region runs from base 1 to 447 and encodes 148 amino acids. NCBI's taxonomy places the organism in Eukaryota, Fungi, Ascomycota, Eurotiomycetes, Eurotiales, Aspergillaceae. The record is from RefSeq and is a predicted model, not a curated record. The transcript has a single exon.
AUGUCCAACACCAAUACCACCACCAACCAAGCCAUCCUCGCUGCCAAAUCCUGGCUCCAAGACUUCCACUCCCUAGGCGACCAACUCAACCCCGACACCGCCGUCCCCAAAUUCUACACUCCAGACUGUGAGAUGAGAUUUCCAGGCCAUGCUCCAAUUAAGGGUCACGAAGCAAUUAUCAACUUCUUCAAAGAGCAGUCCACGAUCCUGGAGAGCAUGAAGCAUACUAUUGGCCAUGUGGACGUUCUUCCUGAUCGCAUCUAUCAGGAGGCGACCAUCGACUAUGUUUUGAAAGGUGACGAGGAGAAGAAGGUGGUUAGUGUUCAGGGUAUGGCGAUCUUUGGGAAGAGGGCGGAUGAGGAUAAGAUGAGGUUUUUCACGGUCUAUUUGGAUACGAGUCCUUUGGUGGAGAGGGUUAGGGUUGUUACUGGUGCUAGGGAGAAGUGA